Messenger RNA from Lasiodiplodia theobromae, 573 nucleotides. RefSeq lists its product as uncharacterized. Bases 1 to 573 code for a protein of 190 amino acids. The record is from RefSeq and is a predicted model, not a curated record. The transcript is spliced from 2 exons. NCBI's taxonomy places the organism in Eukaryota, Fungi, Ascomycota, Dothideomycetes, Botryosphaeriales, Botryosphaeriaceae.
AUGGUCCUCGACGGCGGCAUCAUCACCAUCCCCGCGGCGAUCAGCCUCAUCAACCUCCUCUUCCACGUCUUCAAACGCAUCUCGAAAUGGCUCAAGCGGCGGGCCAACACGCUCUGGAAAGAGGACCACCGCAUCCUCAAGAUCGUCAAGGACUACUGCUCACGCAACUCCAAUCCAAACGCGAAGUUGCCCGAUUACAUACAAGUGCUGGUCAGGCGGCUGGAGGUCAGGAAGCUCCAGUGGAUGGACGCGCCCGAGGCUGCGGCGGCGGUGCGCGAGGCCAAGGCUACUGAGAGAUAUCAGGAUCCUGGGUAUACGACGGACUUCGAGGACUCGGAUGUGGGAUCUGGGGCUGAUGACGAUAAGGAGACGGAUGAAGAGGAUGAUGACAGCAACAUUGAUGAAGAUGAGGAAGAGGAUGACGAUGAUCAUAUCGAUGAUGACAGCGAGGAUGACGAUGAGGAUGAUGGAGACGACGACGACGACGAGGAGGACGAGGAGGACUCAGACAACUACGCCGGCAGCUACGAUAGUGACGACAGUGACGCUAACUAUGACAGCGAUGACUCGUGA